AUGUUUCACCAGGGUCGCGUUAUAAUUGUUUGGUUAUCUUGGCUUAUUGGAGGUGUUUGCGGAGUUGUUAUUUUGUUAAUAAUUAUUUGUUACUGUCGCCUAAUGCCGCGCCAUCAGAAAUCUUUCGAUGAACAAUACCUUAAAGAACACUACACAAUAAAAGAGGGUCAUGGAUACACAGGUCGGGAGAACUACAGAAUAAAAACUACAGAGGUGCAGGUCCAGCGUGCCGCUCGUCCUGCAAGCUACGCCGGUGACGCCGACCGCCGUACGCCGACAUCGGGUCCAGGCGGCGGGGGAGGGGGAGCUCGUACGCAUUGCUACGUCAACCGCGUACCUGACUCCAGGGAACACUCUCUCCAGUACGCGUCUAGUGGCAUGUUGGAUGAAAUGGACUGCGUAUCUACGGGAGGCGCCAGUGCGGACGCGCUGAAAACACGUUCACUUCCUGCCUUCCUUCGACCUAAACCACGUCCGUUAUCCACUGAGGAUGACUUGCAUCAGCUUUAUGAUAAGGUGAACCUGAGCAAGAAGUAUAAGAACCGCAUGCGGAGUGAGCACGCGGCCAUCAUCGCCCUCAGCAAGUCUCACAGUCAGUUCCUGGACGCGGACGCCGUCAUCGUUUACGAUCAGCGGACUGCUCUCUGA
Messenger RNA from Danaus chrysippus (African queen), 648 nucleotides. The record is from the annotation of a GenBank genome assembly. NCBI's taxonomy places the organism in Eukaryota, Metazoa, Arthropoda, Insecta, Lepidoptera, Nymphalidae.